Messenger RNA from Erinaceus europaeus (western European hedgehog), 3435 nucleotides. RefSeq names its product purinergic receptor P2X 6 (gene P2RX6). The record is from RefSeq and is a predicted model, not a curated record. Gene Ontology annotation, biological process: microtubule cytoskeleton organization; monoatomic cation transmembrane transport; response to ATP. The transcript has 12 exons. The coding region runs from base 34 to 1215 and encodes 393 amino acids. Gene Ontology annotation, cellular component: microtubule; cytoplasm; nuclear inner membrane. NCBI's taxonomy places the organism in Eukaryota, Metazoa, Chordata, Mammalia, Eulipotyphla, Erinaceidae. Gene Ontology annotation, molecular function: GTP binding; purinergic nucleotide receptor activity; structural constituent of cytoskeleton.
CACACACCCCAGUGGCCUGCAGGAGCUGGGAGCAUGAGUUCCCUAGCAGCUGCAGCAGGCUUGGGGCUUCUGGAUUAUAAAACAGAGAAGUAUGUGAUGACCAGGAACCGGCGGGUGGGUGCCCUGCAGAGGCUGCUACAGCUUGGGGUCGUAAUCUACGUGGUGGGGUGGGGCCUUCUUGUCAAAAAAGGCUACCAGGAGCAGGACCUGGACCCCCAGAUUUCUGUCAUCACCAAACUCAAGGGGGUUUCUGUGGUUCAGAUCAAAGAACUGGAGAGCCAGCUUUGGGAUGCAGCUGACUUUGUGAAGCCACCACAGGGAGAGAACGUGUUCUUCUUGGUGACCAAUUUACUUGUGACACCAGAGCAGGUUCAAGGCAGAUGCCCAGAGCAUCCUUCCAUCCCGCUGGCCACCUGCUGGGCUGAUGAGGACUGUCCUGAAGGGGCGAUGGACACACAUAGCCAUGGUGUGAAAACUGGUGAGUGUGUGGAAUUCAACAAGACGCACAGAACCUGUGAGAUCUGGGCCUGGUGUCCUGUGGAGAACAGUGCUGUGUCCAUGAAGCCCUUGCUGGCCCAGACUAAGGACUUUACCCUGUUCAUCAAAAACACAGUUACCUUCACCAAGUUCAGCUUCUCCAAGUCAAAUGCUUUGGAGACCUGGGAUGACACCUACUUCAAGCGCUGCCACUAUGACCCACACUUCAGCCCCUACUGUCCUGUGUUUCGAAUUGGGGACCUCGUGGCCAAGGCUGGAGGGGACUUUGAUGACCUGGCAUUGCUGGGUGGUGCGGUGAGCAUCCACAUUCAAUGGGACUGCAGCCUGGAUGCCUGGGACCCUGACUGUCAGCCUCAAUACUCCUUCCAGCUGUUACAGCAGAACUACAACUUCAGGAUGGCCAACCACAGGGGGGAUGCCUCUGGUGUGGAGAGUCGGAGCCUGUUCAAACUCUACGGGAUCCGUUUUGACAUCAUUGUCACUGGGCAGGCAGGGAAGUUUGGGUUCAUCCCCAUGAUCAUCACUCUAGGCACAGUAGCAGCUUGGCUGGGCGUGAUCACCUUCUUCUGUGACUUGCUGCUGCUGUAUGUGGAUGGAGAAGCCCAUUUCUACUGGAGGAUCAAGUAUGAGAAGGCAAAGGUCCCAAAAGCCACCGCCAAUGCUGAGCAGACAGAGCUGACUUCCACACGCCUGCACCCCAUUGUCCAGGUGCCUUAGAGAUGUCAGCACCUAUCCCCAUGGCUGCUGCUGCUGCUGCUGCUGGAAGCUGGGAACCAAAGCUGGGGAGGAGGGCUGCCCAGCCUCUGGCCCCACUUUCUGGCCCAUCUUGAAUGCUAUAAGCAGUCACUACUGACUGAGAGUCAAGACUGGGAAAGGUGAGGGUCUUUCCUUGGGGCCUUAUAGAUGAAACCUCAGUGGGACCAGACCAGGAGGUGGGAGAAUUUCACCCUCAGUUCCAAGACAGACUACUCCUCCUUUGGAUUUGGCCUUGAUGGGGUGCAGCCUGCAAAGUGGCAGAAGCCCGCUUUGUACGAAGAACUUCAGCAGAAUAGGAGCUGUGAAAGGAGGUGCCCAGGGCACCCACACCACAGGAUGCUGGGCCAGGGAAGCUCUGGCAGAACCUGGAAAAUCACCCUUAGGCUGUCCCCAAGUGUUCCCAAGCAGCUGGUCCCCCAGCUGUCAGCAUAUACCUCCCCUCCCUAUCUCUGUAGGAGACUCCAACUCUACCCCCCUGCCUGCAGCCCUACCAUGGGUAGACCCCUCCACCCAGGCUCAGCUGCGUGAGACUGUGGUGUUUAUAGCUGGAGUUCAGGGCCAGGCAGAAGGAGGCCUCACCACUCGGGAGUCAGUUGACUCAGUUGCUCGGGUGAGGGGGCUGCCUAGGCAGGCAGGUCUUCACCCAUCUCUGGGCUUCAUUUAGGGAAUCGGGAGUAGGAUGGGCAGAUGAUCCAAAGCUGCAGGGACCCUGGCAGGGACCCAGGAACCUACAUGGCUCAGACCUUCUCAGUUUGUAAGCAUUAGUCAAUUCCCACAGCAGCCCCUGGUUAGGGAAAGCUAGGACAGAGAAGAUGGAGAGAGUCACUGGUAGCCACUGGGCUUGUUGGCUCAGCCCAGCCUCCUGGAGUCUGCUCACAGGGCUUCCUGGGAGCCAGAGGACUGGGAGGGAUACACAUUGGAAUUCACUGCACCUAAGGAUAUGUCUAUGCUCCUGUCUCAGCAGCUUCCCAUCUCAAUCUGACCCAAUUUCAUUUAUUUUUAAUCUUUUAAUUUUAUUAUUGGAUAGAGACAGAAAAAUUGAGAGGGGAAGGGGAGAUAAAGAGGUAAAAAGGCAGAGAGAUACCUGCAGACCUGCUUCACCACUCAUGAAGCUUUCCCUAUGCAGGUGGGGACCAAGGACUUGAACCCAGGUUCUUGUGCACUGUAAUGUGUGUGCUUAGCCAGGUGUACCACCAUCUGGCCCCUGACCUGACUUCAUACAUGGGACCUUGACCCCAGUAUCAGGAAAGAUUGCCUUUCAUAAAGGACACAAAAGUCCCCAGCAAACUAAACUAAGUACUCUUCUUUUUUUAAAAUGUGGUUCCCACUGAAGAACCUACUGUCUUCCACACAUGCAAUACCACGGAGCCACCUCCACUCCAAUUUUAUUCUACUCCCCCCCCCACUUUUUUUUACAAGAGACAGAGAGAGACAUAGAAACACAACUCCACCACCCACGGAAUUUCCUUGGUGCUGUCGUUGGUGCUCUCAGGUGGUGACAGGGAUUAAAUCAUGAUAAGGCAUGCACUUUGGGAAUUUGGGAAGACCACUUCGGGUGAGGGAGCAGGGAGGCACUGCUUUCUUUUGGGUCCCUGAUGACCAGGGUAUGCUGGCAUCCUGCUGGCAGAGGGCCCAGGUGAGGACUAGCAUCUGGAAUCAUCCCACACUUGAAGUCUCAGCAAAGCCUUUGGGGGAGGGGGUUCCUGAGGUCUCUCAGUUUCCAGAGCAGUGUCCAUGAGGAGGUGUGUUCAGGAGAGCUAGAGUCAGAGAGCACAGCCCUGAGACCUGGUUGUUGCACUGGUGCCAUAAUUACCUGACUGUACUCACACCCAGAGAGAGCUGAUGUCAUCACUGCAGAAAGUGCAGAAAUAAAACCUGUAAAAGCUGGCAGUUUCCUGGGUGCUGUUACAGGCAGGGUGAGGAGCUGUAGGUGUCUGUGGCAAACAUAUCAUAGUCGGGGGCUGGGCAGUGGUACACCCAGUUAGGCACAUAUAGUAUGAAGUGCAAGGAUCUUCACAAGGAUCUAGGUUCAAGCUCCUGGCUCCACACCUGCAGGGAGGUUACUUUACAAGCGAUGAAGCAGGUCUGCAGUUGUCUUUCUCUCUCCCUCUCUCUCCCCCUCCUCUCUCAAUUUCUCUUUGUUCCAAUAAAGUGGAAAAAAUGGCUGCUAGGAGCAGUGAA